Nelumbo nucifera (sacred lotus) is the source of this 3575-nucleotide messenger RNA. The record is from RefSeq and is a predicted model, not a curated record. NCBI's taxonomy places the organism in Eukaryota, Viridiplantae, Streptophyta, Magnoliopsida, Proteales, Nelumbonaceae.
AUAUGGGGUGCGACCCCAGUGAGUCAGUGACUGAGAAAAGAAAGUUCUAGAGACUGCCGAGAAAAACACCUCAUCGUCUUCGUCGAGUUCGCCGACUUGGGUAUCCGACGGUUGGAUCUCCGACUCUGUUUUACGUCGCGACGGGGCAAGGUAACUCAAGAUCUGCACUUCAUCUGACUUGCACAGUCGAGCAAUCUUUUUAUCAGUUUUGAGCAUUUUUUAAUCUUACAUGGAGGAGAGCUCGAAGAUUUCGUUCCAUCAGCCAUUGCCGUCUUUUCUGUCCGUCGUCAUCCGUGACAACAGCGAUCUCGAACGCAUCGUCGUUCGGGGAGUCACGGUACUUGAAUAGGACUGAUUUAUCUAGCCUUUUCUUUUUGUUAUUUAUCGCCGGUUGGGGAAUCAUCGACCAUUGCUUCUCUGUUUUCGAAUUAUGGAGCGCCCGACGACGUUAGUUUCCUUCUUUCGUUCAAAGAAACAGAGGAAGAAAAGAGAUGGUUAGCUGAUUGAAACCUUCUUUCCCUUGAACCAGCAAGGCUUUUAAAGAACUGAAAAACAUAACAUCAUUGUCAUAGAUAGUUUUUUAGGCAUGCCUCUACCAAAACUGAACAUUAAAAGACAGCACAGUCACAAUAUUCAUGCAGGUUCCAGGCCACGAAAUAGCGAGUAUCAAGAUGGCAGAGUCCCCAGGGCUGUUGGAUGUUGAAUCACAUGUAAAGGAAGGUAGGGAAGAGAGCUCUGAAUCCGGAGAUGGUAAUGAAGUUGAAGAUGUUGAACCCAAUGUGGGUACCAAUGAAAUUGAGAAGAACUGUGCUGCAAUGGAAACCACUACAACUGGAGAUACACCCUAUGUAGGUAUGGAGUUUGACUGUGAAGAAGCAACUUAUUACUUUUAUAAUGAAUAUGCUAAGCGUGUAGGCUUUGGUAUUCGUAAGAGAUUUGUUCGUCGUUCAAAAAUAGACAAUGAAGUAAUUGGUAGAACAUAUGUGUGUUCAAGAGAAGGUGAAAAGGUCCAAAGGAAGACAGAUAAUCCAAGACCCACUACAAGGUUAGGUUGCAAAGCAAUGAUGAAGGUGAAGAGAUGUUUUAGUGGAAAAUGGGUUGUAAUAAACUUUUUUGAGCAACAUAAUCAUGAACUCAAUCCAAAAUGUAUCCGUUGCUUCCAGUCACACAGGAAGACAGGUGAAAGAAAGAAUAAUGUUAUUAGAAAUUGGAGGUCUCAAAUACUAAUGCCUAAUAUAGUGGCUACAGUAACCCAACAGGCUGGUGGACUUGAAAAUUUACAAUUUACAGAAAAAGGUUGGAGAAAUUACUUUGAGGGAGAACACAGAGAGUCUUUAUCAGUAGGAGAUGCACAAACUAUUUCUGAUUUUUUUAUGCAUAUGCAAAUUUUAAACCCUGGAUUCUUUUAUGCAAUGGAAUUAGAUGAGGAACAACAUCUGAGAAAUGUUUUUUGGGCUGAUUACAGAUCCAGGGUGGCUUAUGCUCACUUUGGUGAUGUUGUUACUUUUGACACAAUGUAUUUGACAAACAAGUACACAUUGAAACUAGCACCGUUCAUGGGAGUUAAUCACCAUGGGCAGUAUGUGUUACUCGGAUGUGCAUUGGUUACAGAUGAGACGAAGUCAUCUUUUCUUUGGGUGUUGAAAACAUGGCUUACAGCAAUGCAGGGGAAGCCUCCAAAUGCCAUAAUCACCGACCAAGACGAGGCAUUAACAGCAGCAAUAGGUGUGGUAUUUCCAGAAGUACGACAUCGCUUCUGUUUGUGGCAUAUUAUGAGAAAAGUUCCUGAGAAGUUGGAUGCUGUAUGUAAAGAAAAUCCAGGGUUUAUGUAUAAGUUUGAGAAAUGCAUUUAUGAUUCACUGACAGUUGAUGAAUUUGAAAGACGAUGGAAAAAGUUAAUUGAAGCUAAUAAUCUCAAUGAACAUGAAUGGCUUCAAACUUUGUAUGAAGAUCGAAAACAGUGGGUCCCAGUGUACUUGAAGGAUACCUUCUUUGCAGGAAUGUCAGCUUCACAAAGGAAUGAAACUUUGAGCUCUUUUUUUGAUGAUUAUGUUACUCAAAAGACUAGUUUAAAGAAGUUCUUGAAUCAGUAUGGGUUGGUUUUACAGCGAAGGUAUGAUGAAGAAGAGAGAGCGGAUUUUGAUACAUAUCAUAAGACACCGGAUUUGAAAACAGGAUCACCUUAUGAAGAACAAAUGGCAUCUGUGUACACAUUGGAUAUAUUCAAGAAAUUCCAGGAUGAGGUUUUGCAAAUUCCUUCAUGUAAUGUAACACAUAUUCAACAAGAAGGGGAUAAUUCAAACUAUGUGGUUAAAGAAUUGAUAAUGAAGGCCAAUGGGAAGAGGGGUGUAAAAGACUUCACCGUUAUCUGGAAUCAUUCUAAGACCACAGUUUCUUGUAUGUGUCGUUUAUUUGAGUUCAAAGGCUACCUCUGCAGGCAUACAAUGGUGGUUCUCUUUGCGGCUGGUGUGUAUGAAAUCCCAUCUCAUUACAUAGUAACGCGCUGGACAAGAAAUGCAAAGAAAAUGGAUGUAUCUGAUGAAGAUUGGAAUGAAUUACAUGAGCAUGGAAUUAAACUCAGUGCGAAAUGUUUUAGUGACCUGCACCUUGAUUCAAUCAAACUUUGUGAGCUAGGAGCUAUGUCUAAAGAGAAAUACAAAGCUGCAAAAUUGUUCUUAAAGGAAGCAUUGGAAAAGGUAGCAUCUGGGGAUACAUCAUCUACCAGUUCUGGAUAUAAUCUCAACAAAGGGAAUGAAGCAGAUAAAAUGGUGCCGGAAUUGACUGUACAUGAUAUUCAACCCAUAAAUUCCAUAGGGCAACCAUGCAAGAGAGUCAAAGCCGAAGUAGAAAAUAGUGCAGCCAAGCGAAAAUAUACAUGUAGCAAUUGCAGCAAGUCUGGUCACAACAUCAACAAAUGCAAAGAGGCACAAUUUUUAAGACAAAUACUUGAAAAGCACAAUGACGUGCAAGAGAACUUGAAUUAGAUGGUAAUUAUUAUUGCAGGAUCUUAUGAGUUUGAUUGUACAAGAUGUUACGCAUCAGUUGUGGCAAAGAGAAAAGAUCUUACAACUGAUUUGAUAUAUAUCAUUGUAAUUAUGAUUGAAGAAGACAUGGAUUCAAGGGGACAAAGUAUUCCCAAUCAGAGUCCGACAAUAUAGCUGCUGCAUUAGAGCCAAAGGACUGGUAAACAUAUGGAGAGAUCAAGAGAAAUUGCCAGAUGACAUUCCUGUUGCCAGAAUAUAGGAACCGAGAGAUGAGGAGAUUUGGUAGCACUAAAUGCCAUUUAGAAAAAGAUACUAGUGAUAGUGUAGCAUUUAAGUACUUGUGAAAAGAAAUUGAGCUCAUGUCAGGUUGUAUGUGAUGAAUGCAAUUGUUGCCUUGCUGGAGCUUCAUGUGUUUUUUGCUAUUUUUUUUUUUUAGUUUUAUUUGUUGGGUCCUCAUCUAUACCUGUAAGUGAUUAUGUAAAGAUGGAUUUUGAUUCUUCUUGUAUCAUAUUGUCAUGUAUCAUUAUCAUUACGAGCGUGUCUAAUCAAGCAUAUUUUAUCAAACAAGGGUGAAACUGGUAUUCAGUGAUU